Molecule: messenger RNA, 1426 nt
Organism: Hemibagrus wyckioides
Lineage: Eukaryota; Metazoa; Chordata; Actinopteri; Siluriformes; Bagridae
Gene: nsmce4a
Product: NSE4 homolog A, SMC5-SMC6 complex component
Exons: 11
Coding region: 223-1287 (354 amino acids)
Biological process (GO): DNA repair
Cellular component (GO): Smc5-Smc6 complex; nucleus
Source: RefSeq, a predicted model, not a curated record
UUAUAUUCAACCCUAUGUAGUGCACCUAGAUAGGGAGUAUAUGUCUGUUUGGAAUACAGAAACGUAUGCAAAUCGGAAAGAUGUGUACUUCCGUGUUUUUUAUUUCGCGCGAAGCUCUCCCUGUAGUAGUGGGACCCGGUAACCUGUGGGCUGUGAAUCUUUUGCAGAAGUGUAAUCCUAAACAGACGUGCGUCCACACCUACAAAGAGGGCCUUGUUGAAGAUGUCUGAGUCGAGACGUAAGGCUAGCAGAGCCAGUCAGGAUGAGGCUACUGGUCAUGGUAAUGGAGUGGGUGGGCGCAGUAGACCAGAAAGAGGUGCAGACAUGGGUGAAGAUGAUGAAGGUGCGGGUCCAUCAGGGAUCCAUGAGGAAGAAGACGACCCUGCCCGACGGAGGGAGAUCAGAAGCCAGUACAGGGAUCUCAUCAACUCUGUUCAGCAAAACCGUGAGGACAUGCUGAAUCCUGCCAACAAUAAACUGUUUGAUGUGUUAGAAGAAGCCAACAAACUGUUUGCUAAUGUCAGGCAGGCUCGAGAGGCAGCUCUGGAUGCACAGCUGCUUGUCCUAGCUACAGACCUGGGGAGAGAGAAGGCCAGCCAGCUGCAUGCAGAGGGCUCAGCUUUUGACCCAUCUGCAUUUGCAGAGCAUUUGUUGUCCUUCAUGGGUCUCAAUCGCUUAGAAGAGGAGGAGGACGCUGAUGGCAGUUUGGGUGGAUAUAUGCCUUCAGAUGCCUGGCAGCGGCUUUCCAAAAGAGCACAAUAUUGCUUCAAAACAGCGCCUUCAUUCCACUACAUGUUCGGUUCAUUUUUGGCUGAACCACCACCACCACGGCAGCGGGUUGAGAGACAAAGGAAAACUCCCAGCAAAGAAGCAAAACGAAUCAUGCCCAUUCAGCUAAACAAAAUGGAAGAAUCACAUCAAGAAGCUACAGAAAAAGAGGUGGAGAGGAUUUUCAGAUGUCUUCAGCGUUACUUUGCUGAUGACCCACAGUCCCCCAUAUUGUAUUACGAGUUUGUUGUUGACCCUACCUCCUUUUCUCGGACAGUGGAGAACAUUUUCCACACCUCGUUUCUUAUCAGGGAUGGCAUGGCAAGGAUUUUUCUAAACAGUAACCAACUUCCUUGUAUAGCUCCAGUUGAGGAGGGUGAGUUAGAGCCUAGUGGUGCCAGCAACCGUCAUCAAUGUGUCAUCUCAAUCAGUCCAGCUAGCUGGAGGGAGAUCAUCGAAGCCUUUGAUAUUAAGGAGGCUUUGAUUCCCGCCCUAAAUGUAUUGUCGCAAGAAGGCUGAUUAAACAAAGUCCGAAAUUUGUUCAUAUUAUUUUUGUUACUUCACUUUUUAAAAAAUAAUUUUAGUGUUAUUCACAAUUUUUAAGCGUAUAUGAUGAAUACAAAAUGCCCUGCAGCUGUAUAAUUUAAGAAAUGUAUGU